This is a messenger RNA of Coffea eugenioides, 1644 nucleotides long. Its product is annotated as RING-H2 finger protein ATL73-like. Gene Ontology annotation, biological process: protein ubiquitination. The transcript has a single exon. Bases 800 to 1312 code for a protein of 170 amino acids. NCBI's taxonomy places the organism in Eukaryota, Viridiplantae, Streptophyta, Magnoliopsida, Gentianales, Rubiaceae. The record is from RefSeq and is a predicted model, not a curated record. Gene Ontology annotation, molecular function: transferase activity.
ACAAUUCUAUAGGCUGUCCAAGGAUUAUUAGGAAAACAACACCCACCAAUUCCAUCAAAUUGCGUCAUGAUGUAUGUUAAUAGAGGAAGUAAGAUGUAGUUGAUCUGUUGUCACAAUUAAUAAUGUUCUUCAGUGGAUGAUUUCUCAAAUACUUCUCUGCAAAUUUGCAGUGCUACAAGGUAGUAGUUUUAGUAUAAACUCCUCGAGUUGUUGUUGAGUUUAAGGUGAAGAAGCAGUAGUUCCUUUCUCUCCCUACCGGGUAUCUAAUUCCUAGUCCCAAAAUUCAAUUCGACCAUAGCUAUGCUGGACCAAUAUUGAUCGAGUCCCCUGGUCCCGAUUUUCAAUCACAGCAGCAAGAACCCUUUUAAUUGAUUCUCUCCUUUCCUUUGCUUCCUUAUCCAUUUGAUCAACUGGAUGCUUUUCCAAAGCUUCUAUCUUGUUGGAAUCCUUCCAACACUUCCUCGUUUUCGCCUAAGCACGCCGUCUCUCCCUUGGCAAUGCGUCUAAUCAUGCAUCCCGGUCACUUGAACCCCAGCUGGCUACUCGCUACUUUGCUUCCUAUCAGCUCGCCACCACAUCUUCUUCGUCAUCUAAUUUCCCCCUCAUCCGUCGUAUCUACACAUUCCGACUUUUGUAUGUAAAAUACCUUCACCCAGCCAGCUUCACGGUUUUCUUGCAUUUCAAAAAAACAAAAAAAAAUUCACCCUUUCGGAUUCAAUUCAUCUAGUCACUAGCUAUAUCAGGCAUUUUUGCCAGCAUUGAACUAGCAACGACCCAUAUUUAUUAGUUACGCCAAUUAAUGGGAAAUCAGCAGAAUCGAUAUCACCUGCCUCGGCACCUCCUCAACGGAUCCGAUGUUGCAACAAUGGCUUUAAUCAACGAGACAAGAAGCAACCCGACUAGUAACGACGCGAAUUUCGACAGCAACAUGGUGAUAAUAUUGGCAGCUUUGCUAUGUGCAUUAAUAUGUGCGCUUGGCCUAAAUUCAAUUGUGCGCUGUGCAUUGAGGUGCAGCCGGAGAUUUGCCUUGGAAACUCCCGAGGGUGUAGCCUCACGUUUGGCCUCAUCGGGUCUAACCAAGGACGCGUUACGUAAAAUCCCGGUGGCUGUUUACAAGUCGGGAAUCAAUAUCGCAGCCACGGAUUGUCCCAUAUGCCUGGGAGAAUUUAGUGAAGGAGAGAAAGUACGGAUUUUGCCCAGAUGCAAUCAUGGUUUCCAUGUCAAGUGCGUGGAUACGUGGCUACUGUCGCAUUCAUCCUGUCCAACUUGUCGGCAGCUGUUGUUUGGACAUCCUACUCCGGCGAAUACUUGAUUAAUGCAAGGUAAUUAAUGACUGCUGAUGAAGUUUUGUGGUUUGUAGAUUUUGCUGUAGAGUAAUUGUUGUCAUCUGGCAAUAGAUGAGGAGGGUAAUCCGUAACUGUUGUUAUACUCGUUACUAUAGCAGGUUAAUUGGUCUUUGUCAUGAGUAGCAGCGGGAGGUAAUCUCGUUGUUUUGAGAAUCCAAGAAUAUGUCAGUUUACUCUUUAGUUUCGAGCGGCUAUGUAUUAAGUUCACAACAUGUAUGUAUGCAUGCGCAGAAAUUUACACCAACAAUACCUUAAAAAAAAAAGAAUAGAUGAAGAGACUAACUGGAGCAGUUAGUUA